GAUGUCGUCUCGUCGGCGCAGUUCCCUCCAUUAAUCUGGUUUGCGAGUCCGGAGUUGGGUACCGAUUGGGGCUUGCUAUAUGUAGAAUCUCCAUUUUACACCGCGACCAGUGUCCGAGGUUGGGCCGCCGUCAUGGCAGACCACAGUGAUGUCAGUCUACCACCGGAGGAGCGCGUCCGCAUUCUUACCAAGAAGGGGAGCUGGGUGGACAUCAACGACGACAUGCCCCUGCGCCGCUACUUCCGCUCGGGCAUGGAGAUGAUCCGCAUGGCCAACAUCUAUGCCGAGGAAGGCAACAUCGAACGCGCUUUCAUCCUCUACAAUAAGUACAUCACGCUCUUUGUCGAAAAGCUUCCCAAGCACCUGGAUUAUAAAACGGCAAAUAUUCCAGAGAAAAAGGACACGCAAAAGAAAUUGAAGGAUGUGGCGUUUCCUCAAGCCGAGAUCUUGAAAAAAGCACUUCUCAAGAGAUUUGAGCUAGACUACGAGCAGUACUGUGUCAAGAAGAAAGCCGAGGAGGAGGCUCUGGCUCUGCAGCAGUCCCGCCAGCGGGCGCUGGACGCCGAACGGGAACGCGUGGCCGUAAUGCAGCGGCGGCAGCAAGAGCAGGAGCAGUUCAGCGCCUUUGAGGAGAUGAUUCGGCGCCAGGAUCUGGAGCGAGAGCGCCAACGCGUUCUGCUGGAGUUGGGCCAGCCCUCGGCACCUCCCCCGGACGCACCGCUCAUCCCGGGCAUCCGAGGCCCGCCACUCAUCUCGCCCACCCCGCCGCACAGCCCCAGGGACCCAUCUGCCAACUGCCCUCCCUCAUCCGUAGCCACGCCCAGCUUCGAUCGUGCCCUCAAGCCCGGCGCGCUGGCCAGCCCUGGGAACAAUGCUGAGCUGAUGGCGGACGCCCUCCGCCAGCUCCUCGUGCCGUCGGAAGUGUGUCGAAGUUUCCUGCGGCUGGCCGAGGCCAACACCAGCCGGGCCGUGGAAACCUGCGGCAUCCUCUGCGGGAAACUGACCAGAAACACAUUCACCGUGACGCACGUCAUCGUUCCCAAGCAGUGCGGCGGCCCAGACUAUUGCGACACGGAAAACGAAGAGGAGCUCUUCCUCAUACAGGACCAGUAUGAUCUUAUCACCCUGGGCUGGAUUCACACUCACCCAACCCAGACGGCGUUCUUGUCCAGCGUGGACCUGCACACGCACUGCUCGUAUCAGAUGAUGCUACCUGAGUCCAUCGCCAUCGUCUGCUCGCCCAAGUUCAACGAGGUGGGCUACUUCAGACUGACGGAUCGGGGAACCAAUGAGAUCUCCUCAUGUAAGCAAAAGGGAUUUCACCCUCACAGUAAAGACCCGCCGCUAUUUACACAUGCUGGCCACGUCACGAUCUCCAACGACGCCGUCUCCGUGAUGGAUUUGCGGUGAUUCGCGUUUCCCCCGCCCCCCCCCCCCCCCCCCUUUGGCCCCUCUCCUUUUCCUUCGACGAUGACACUCAAAGACUGUUUUAUCGCACCAGAGAGUUUUUAUUUGUUUCCAGGACGUGUGUCCGCAUCGUCCUGCAAACCAGAAGUGUUCUCUGAAGGAACAACAAAAACGAACAACUUUGUCAUUAUCUUUGGCGUCUGCUGUUGAAUGCAUUUGUGUUCUUCUACAAGCUUUCGCCUGACUGAUAUGGGCGCCAAGGGCGGGGAUGUGGGUAACAAUGGAUGUUCAGACUUUGUUAAAGGCGGUUGGAACUCAGGUGCAAACUCAUCAAACAUCUUUUUUAAAUUUUUUUUGAAAGGGCAUCGGUCGAAGCUUGUGUUCCUCGCGUGUCUUUGCUUCUAAAAGCGUGAAUGUACAACUCCACUAACCCCCCCACCUCGCGCGCUGUUCUCACCUCAAGUUUUGGUUUGUGACCCUCUUUGUGAAGAAUUACACCACCCCCAAUGUACAUAUGCAAAUAUCUUCCGUUAUAAAAUGCCAAGAAGAAAUAAACUAACUGUACUUGUUUUGGCA
Messenger RNA from Syngnathus acus (greater pipefish), 1983 nucleotides. RefSeq names its product STAM binding protein b (gene stambpb). Lineage: Eukaryota; Metazoa; Chordata; Actinopteri; Syngnathiformes; Syngnathidae. The coding region runs from base 133 to 1410 and encodes 425 amino acids. Gene Ontology annotation, molecular function: metal-dependent deubiquitinase activity; K63-linked deubiquitinase activity; protein binding. The transcript has 10 exons. Gene Ontology annotation, biological process: protein K63-linked deubiquitination. The record is from RefSeq and is a predicted model, not a curated record. Gene Ontology annotation, cellular component: endosome; cleavage furrow.